This is a messenger RNA of Adineta steineri, 6639 nucleotides long. Lineage: Eukaryota; Metazoa; Rotifera; Eurotatoria; Adinetida; Adinetidae. The record is from the annotation of a GenBank genome assembly.
AUGAAACGUGGAACUUUAAUUCUUGAAGAUGGUUCUGAAUUCCAAGGUUAUGUAUUUGGAGCAUCAACAAAUACUACUGGAGAAGUUGUUUUUCAAACUGGUAUGGUCGGUUAUACUGAAUCAUUAACUGAUCCAUCAUAUUGUGGAGAAAUUCUAGUUCUUACUUUUCCACUUAUUGGCAAUUAUGGUGUACCAGAUGAAAAAGCUAUUGAUGAUUUUGGUCUACUUAAAUGGGUUGAAUCAAAUAAAAUUUAUGCAUCAGCUUUAAUUGUUAGUGCAUAUACUGAGCAAUAUAGUCAUUGGAAUGCCGUCGAAUCUCUAUCAUCAUGGCUUAAAAAACAUAAUGUUCCGGGUCUUUAUGGUAUUGAUACACGUAUGUUAACUAAAAAACUCCGUGAACAUGGAACAAUGCUUGGAAAAAUUGUUAUGGAAGGAACAGAUCCAAAAUCUAUUACAUUUCAAGAUCAGAAUAAAAUUAAUCUUAUGACACAAGUUUCUAUCAAGGCACCACGUGUGUUGAAUCCAACAGGAAAAAUAUCUAUUGCUUGUAUUGAUUGUGGUCUUAAAAAUAAUCAAUUACGUAUUCUAUGUCAACUAGGAGCAAAAGUAACUGUCUUUCCAUGGAAUCAUCCUGUAAAACAAGAAGAAUUUGAUGGUUUAUUUCUAAGUAAUGGUCCUGGUGAUCCACAAAGUCAAUGUCCAGAAACAAUUGAAACUAUUACAAAAUGGCUUACAAGUAAAACUAUUAAACCAAUAUUUGGUAUUUGUCUUGGUCAUCAAUUAAUGGCUUUAGCUGCUGGAAUGAAAACAGCUAAACUUAAAUACGGUAAUCGAGGUCAUAAUCAACCAUGUUUAUUAGAAGGAACUGAACGUUGUUUUAUUACAUCACAAAAUCAUGGUUUUGCUGUUCAAACAGCUGAAGGUUUAGCAAAAGAUUGGAGUAUAUUAUUUACAAAUCAAAAUGAUCAAUCCAAUGAAGGAAUUGUUCAUGAUUCUAAACCAUUUUUUAGUGUUCAAUUUCAUCCUGAACAUUGUGCUGGACCACGUGAUACUGAAAAUCUCUUUCAAAUUUUUCUUAAUGUUGUUCAAUCAUAUAAAACAAAUACACCCAUCAAUGUAAAAUCUUAUCUAAUCGAACAAUUAACUAGUCGUUGUAGUGAUGCUAAUGCACCACCACCUGCCUUCUGUAGUCGAGUUAAAAAAGUAUUAAUCUUAGGUAGUGGUGGUUUAACUAUUGGACAAGCAGGAGAAUUUGAUUAUUCCGGAACACAAGCAAUAAAAGCAAUGAAUGAAGAACAUAUUUAUACUGUAUUAAUUAAUCCAAAUAUUGCUACAGUUCAAACUUCGAAAGGUCUUGCUAAUAAAGUUUUCUUUUUACCAAUAACACCAGCUUAUGUUGAACAAAUUCUUCGAAAUGAACGUCCUGAUGGUAUUCUACUUAGUUUUGGUGGACAAACAGCAUUAAAUUGUGGUGUUCAAUUAUAUGAAUCAGGUAUUCUUCAAAAAUAUUCAUGUAAUGUAUUAGGAACACCGAUUAAAUCAAUUCAAGUAACUGAAGAUAGAGCUUUAUUUGCACAAAAAAUGGCUGGUAUUGGAGAAAAAGUUGCACCAUGUGAAGCUGUUCAUUCACUUGAAGAGGCAUUAGCAUCAGCUGAUCGACUUGGUUAUCCUGUUCUUGUUCGUGCUGCAUUUGCACUUGGUGGUCUUGGAUCAGGUUUUGCCGAUAAUCGUGAAGAAUUAGUACCUUUAGUUACAUCGGCAUUAGCUCAUUCAUCUCAAUUAUUAAUUGAUAAAUCACUUAAAGGUUGGAAAGAAGUUGAAUAUGAAGUUGUUCGUGAUCAAUAUGAUAAUUGUAUUGUCGUAUGUAACAUGGAAAAUAUUGAUCCAUUAGGUAUUCAUACUGGUGAAUCAAUUGUUGUUGCACCAAGUCAAACAUUAUCCAAUGAUGAAUAUAAUUUAUUACGAAGUGUAUCAAUAAAAGUUGUUCGACAUUUGGGUAUUGUUGGUGAAUGCAAUGUACAAUUUGCAUUAAAUCCACAAUGUAAUGAAUAUUAUAUAAUUGAAGUAAAUGCACGAUUAUCUCGUUCAUCUGCAUUGGCAUCAAAAGCAACAGGAUAUCCAUUAGCUUAUAUAGCAGCUAAACUUGCACUUGGAAUGAGUUUAGUUAAAUUAAGAAAUAGUAUAACAAAUGUCACAUGUGCUUGUUUUGAACCAAGUCUUGAUUAUGUUACAAUUAAAGUUCCAAGAUGGGAUUUAAGAAAAUUUGUUCGAUGUUCAAAUAAAAUUGGAAGUUCAAUGAAAAGUGUUGGUGAAGUUAUGUCUAUUGGUCGAUCAUUUGAAGAAGCUUUUCAAAAAGCUCUACGAAUGGUUGAUGAAGAAGUAACUGGUUUUGAUCCAUAUUCUCGAACAAUUACAGAUGAUGAAUUAAGUAGUCCAACAGAUAAACGUGUUUUUAUCUUAGCAACAGCUCUUCGUCAAGGUUAUUCAAUUGAACAAUUAUUUCAAUUAACAAAAAUAGAUCGAUGGUUUCUUCAUAAAUUUGCAACGAUUAUUCAAUUUAUUGCUGAUCAUUCAGAUCCAUCACUUAUUCAAGAUAAAUCACUUUUACGUGAAGCAAAACGUUUAGGUUUUUCUGAUAAACAAAUUGGUAUGUAUUGUGGUAGUACUGAACUUGAAGUUCGUGCAACACGUGAACGAUUUCAAAUUCGACCAUUUGUUAAACAAAUUGAUACUGUUUCUGGUGAAUGGCCAGCACAAACAAAUUAUCUUUAUUUAACUUAUCAUGGUAGUAGUGAUGAUGUACAACCAAGUACACUUGAAAGUACACCAAUACUUGUUCUUGGAUCUGGUGUUUAUCGAAUUGGAAGUAGUGUUGAAUUUGAUUGGUGUGCUGUUGGUUGUCUAAAAGAAUUAAGACGUCUUGGUCAUUAUACUCUAAUGUUGAAUUGUAAUCCAGAAACUGUUAGUACUGAUUAUGAUAUGAGUGAUCGAUUAUAUUUUGAAGAAAUUUCAUUUGAAUCUGUUCUUGAUGUUUAUAAUUUUGAAAGACCACAUGGUAUUGUUCUAUCUAUGGGUGGACAAUUACCAAAUAAUAUUGCAAUGGAUUUACAUCGACAAAGUCAUGUUAAUGUUCUUGGUACAUUUCCGGAAAGUAUUGAUGCAGCUGAAAAUCGUUUUAAAUUUUCUCGUUUACUCGAUGAAAUGAAUAUUAAACAACCUAAAUGGAAAGAAUUAUCAAGUUUUGAAGGUGCUAGUAAUUUUUGUGAUGCAGUUGAUUAUCCAUGUCUUGUUCGUCCAUCAUAUGUUUUAUCCGGUGCAGCAAUGCGUAUUGUUUUUAAUGCAAAUGAUUUAAAAGCAUAUUUAAGUGAACAUGGUCUUUCAAAAGAAUAUCCUGUUGUUAUUUCAAAAUUUAUUCUUGAUGCAAAAGAAUUAGAUAUUGAUGCUGUAGCAAGAAAUGGUGAAGUUGUUAGAAUGGCAAUUUCAGAACAUGUUGAAAAUGCUGGUGUUCAUUCUGGUGAUGCUACUUUAGUAACACCACCACAAGAUCUUAAUGAACAUACUAUUGAACAAAUUCGACGAAUUUGUUUUUCAGUUGCUAAAGCAUUACAAAUAUCAGGACCAUUUAAUUUACAAUUAAUUGCUAAAGAUAAUGAAUUAAAAGUAAUCGAAUGUAAUGUUCGUGUAUCUCGUUCAUUUCCAUUUAUUUCUAAAACAUUUGAUCAUGAUUUUAUUGCUGUUGCUACACAAAUUCUAGUAGGUGUUGAACCAGAACCAAUUGACGAUGUUCUUUUUCUACAUUCCGAACGUGUUGGUGUUAAAGUUCCACAAUUUUCAUUUUCACGUCUAUCGGGUGCUGAUGUUUUACUUGGAGUUGAAAUGAUGUCGACUGGUGAAGUUGCUUGUUUUGGUGUUGAUCGUUUUGAUGCUUAUUUAAAAGCAUUAAUCAGUACUGGAUAUCGUUUACCCAAAAAAAAUAUUCUUAUUUCAGUUGGCUCAUAUAAAGCUAAACAAGAAUUAUUAACACCUAUUCGUACUUUAAAACAACUUGGCUAUGAAUUAUAUGCUAGUAUAGGAACAGCAGAUUAUUUUGAAGCAAAUGGUAUUAGUAUACAUCCAAUUGAUUGGAAAUAUGAACAAUCAGAAACAAAUUCAAAUGGAUAUGAAAAUGGAAAUAGUCAUCUUGAUUCACCAUCUAUGGAAAAUAAUCCACAAACAACAAUUGCAGAUUAUCUUGCUAAUGGUUCAUUUGAUUUAGUUAUUAAUAUUCCAAUGCGUUCAGCUGGUACAUUCCGUGCAUCUUCAUUUGUUACUCAAGGUUAUCGAUGUCGUCGUUUAGCUACUGAUUAUAGUGUUCCAUUAAUGACCGAUGUUAAAUGUGUUAAAUUAUUUGUUGAAGCUUUACGUCGAUCAACUCGACGUGGAUCACUAAUUGAUAUGAAUAUUGAUUCCAUCUCAACUACAACACUUAUUCGAUUACCUGGUUUAAUUGAUUGUCAUGUUCAUUUACGAGAACCAGGUGAUGAACAUAAAGAAGAUAUUGUUACUGGUACUGCUUCAGCUUUAGCUGGUGGUAUAACAAUGGUCUUAGCAAUGCCAAAUACAAAACCAGCUUUAACAAAUUUAUCUGUAUUAGAAACAACAGAAAAACUUUAUGAAAAAAAAGCUCUUUGUGAUUAUGGUUUAUAUAUGGGUGCAAGUAUUGAUAAUGCUCAAGCCGCUUCUGAAAUAGCACAUCGUUGUAUUGGAUUAAAAAUGUAUCUUAAUACAACAUUUGGUGAUUUAAAAUUAGAUAAUAUGGAAUCAUGGAUGCAGCAUUUUGAAAAAUGGCCACAAAAUAUUCCAAUUGUUGCUCAUGCUGAAGGUCAAACAGUUGCAAGUAUAUUAUGUUUAGCUGAAAUCUAUGGACGUAGUGUUCAUAUUGCACAUGUUGCACGUCGUGAUGAAAUUCUUCUAAUACGUGCAGCAAAAGCAAAAGGUUUAUUAGUUACAUGUGAAGUUACACCACAUCAUUUAUUUCUUCAUCGUGAUAAUUCACAAUUUAUUUUAAAUGCUUAUGGUAAUAAUGAAGGAUUUUGUCAUGUUAAACCAGAAUUACAAACAGUUGAGGAUUGUCAAGCAUUAUGGGAUAAUAUGGAUGUAAUUGAUUGUAUUGCUACAGAUCAUGCUCCACAUACAAAAGAUGAAAAAUCGAAGAAAGAAAAUCCACCACCUGGUUUUUCUGGUUUACAAACAGUUUUACCAUUAAUGUUAACUGCUGUUAAUAAUGGAAAAUUAACAAUUGAACAAUUAAUUGAAAAAAUGUAUAAAAAUCCAAAACGUAUAUUUAAUUUACCAGAUCAAGGUGAUGACACAUUUAUUGAAGUUGAUAUGGAAAGAAAAUGGGUUAUUGAUGAUAAAAGUUUAUUAUCAAAAUCUGCUUGGACACCAUUUAUUGGUAUGCAAAUGCGUGGUGCUGUUCAUCGUGUUGUACUUCGUGGUGAAGUUGUUGUUGUUGAUGGACAAGUAUUAGCUGAACAAGGAACAGGAAAAAAUCUAGUUCAUUUACGUGAUAACAACAACAAAAAAAUAAAAAGAGUUAAAACACCACAAAAUUUAAUAUUGGAAACGAAACGUUCACCAUUACAGAUGCAUCAAACACGACAACGAUUUAUAAGUGAACCUAGUGCAUUGGAUAAACCAGAAGGUAUACCAAGAACUGGUGCUGGUCUAGCAAGACAACAUUUACUUAGUGCUUUACAAUUAACUCGCGCACAAUGUCGAGAAAUUUUUACUUUAGCACAUCAAUAUCGUAAUUGUUAUUUCCAUCAUCGUCCAAUUGAACCAAUAUUAACUGGUAAAAUUUUAUCACAUAUGUUUUUUGAACCUUCUACACGUACACAAUGUUCAUUUACUGGUGCAAUGUUACGUCUUGGUGGUAGUGUAAUGCCAUUUGAUAGUCAAUUAUCAUCAAUUAAAAAAGGAGAAUCGAUUGAAGAUUCUGUUCGAAUGUUAAUGAGUUAUGCUGAUGUUCUUGUUAUUCGUCAUCCUGAAAUGGGUGUUGUACAACGAGCAGCUGGUGUAUCACGUAUACCAGUUAUAAAUGCUGGUGAUGGUAUUGGUGAACAUCCAACACAAGCUCUUCUUGAUAUUUUUACAAUUCGAGAAGAAAUCGGAACAUUCAAUGGUUUAACUAUUACAAUGGUUGGUGAUUUAAAACAUGGUAGAACUGUUCAUUCACUUGCCAAAUUAUUAACACUCUAUAAUGAUAAAUCAAUUUCACUUCAUUAUGUUUCACCACAGUCGUUAGCUAUGCCACAAGAUAUUGUUGAUUGUGUUGCAGCUGCAGGCAUUCCACAAAAAUCACAUACAAGUUUAGAACAGAUCUUACCAGAUACAGAUGUUCUUUAUAUGACACGAAUUCAAAAAGAACGUUUCGAUUCAGAAGAAGAAUACGAAAAGGCUUGCGGUCUUUAUACAAUAACACCACAAUUAAUGCGUAAUGCUAAAAAACAUGGUAAAAUGAUUGUUAUGCAUCCAUUACCACGUCUCGAUGAAAUAAGUACUUCAUUUGAUACUGAUCCCCGUGCUGCAUAUUUUCGUCAAGCUGAAAAUGGUCUUUAUAUCCGAAUGGCUCUACUUAGUAUUAUACUUUCCAAAUGA